UUUUAUUAGCUAGUAGUUAGUACCAGUAUGAACUCCGUAUUCAAAAUGUUUUAUUUAAACAAUAUUUAUAGAAGAGUAUUUGAUUUUAAUUAGUGAUUGUGAAAUAUUUAAUAAUAAAAAAAUAUUUGACACCAUGGAAAGUAGAGUUAAUAAAAGUCGCAAACGACACUCUGGUAUUCAAGGUCCUAUGUUAAAAAAAGUUCUAAAAACCAUGCCUCAUGGUAAGGAAAAUAUUCCAGAACUACCUUUAAAUUAUAACAAUAUAUUUACCAAUGGCCUUAAAAAAUGUUUAGGUAUAACGACAAAUGAAAUGGAAAAUGAAACAACCAUUGAAGAUAAAGUUAAAGUAGUGAGAUUUAAGCAGCCAACACAAAAGUAUACCAAAGAAGCAUUAUUGGAAUUACAAAACUUAAGCAGUUCCAAAGUGCGCCCAAAAUUUUUAGACAACUUCCCUGACUUAGAUGUAGAACUUGCUGGAAAAACUCGAAAGGGAAGUAGACCUCUUGCAAGUGGAAAACCAGCUACUAAUAGUAAGACAGUAGCAUUUGAUUUACCACCUUGGCAGAACCAACCAACAGAAAAUGGUGAACCUAAAACUGAGAAAAAACCUCAGGAUGCUAAAGAUCGAUUGAAGAAGGAUCAAGAUAUUGUUUUGAGUCCUCAAAGGCGUAGUUUCAAUUCAGGAUGUUUUGUUACUAUGAAUGCUUCUAGUGGACCAAAACGUUCAAAUAGUCCUUUAAAUACAUCUGCUAAACAGUAUGUUGAAAGGGAGCCCAUUCGAGAACCUCGUCGAGUUGGCAGUGGUCGAUUAAUGAGUCGAGAUUCUUGGGAUUCUGGUUUUCGUCAGCCAGAAAAUGGAAUUGCAAAUAAUUACAAUUUUGGUAAAGGUGGCUUUCGUGAAUCUUCAUCUCAUAACUCAAUUGAACCUCGUAGAAAAGAUUUUGAGUUUGAUAGAGGAGAAACAGAUCGUUAUAGAAAUUAUGAUCGCUUCAAAGGCUCUAGUAAUUAUGAUAGACGUCGAAAUGAUUCUUAUCGAACACAAGAAGAACCAGAAUGGAUGACAGAUGGCCCAACUUCUCAACACGAUACUAUUGAAUUGCGAGGUUUUGAGGAUCCCCCUGUAGACAAAACAAAAAAGAAAAAAGCAAAACCUGCUGCCCGUACUAAAAAGAAUUCAAUAGACUCUACAUCUACGGAAUCAGCAGCUGCUAUAAAAGGAGCUAAUGAAAGUAAAAUUAAGAAAACCAAAAAAGAAAAAGAUGAGGAUAAAAAGAAAAAAUUGACAGUUGACAAACCAAAUAAUGAAUCUGAAGAUCAAACUAAAAAAGAUUCUGAAUCAAUAACUGGAAAUGAGUUCAUUCAAGCUUAUGAUGCUGAGCAUAAAACAAACGAUGUGUUCAAUGAUUUCAAUAUUGAUGAUUUCUUAAAGCCGGAUUACUUAAGUGAUAUAAUGCACAUUGAAGGAGAAACUGAUGGGAAUGUAGCUGGUUCACGAUUCCGCCAAUGGUUUACUACUCAUGAUAGUAGUCGUGCUUCGUCUGCUUCUACUGAAAUGUUAAAUUCUGCAACUAAUAAAGGUGCAACAGAUAAUGUAGAAGAAGACCCUAGACAGUUAUCAUCAAUGCUCAUGGGAAUGGUUAAACAUAACAAUCAAAACGAAUCAAAAAAUUUAACAAAUGCAUAUGACUCCAUUACAUUGAGUGAAAAUAAUAAACUUCCUCCAGCUAUCAUGGAUGUUAUUAAAGCCAGUGCACCUCAGUUGUCUGACCCUAAAGCUGCCAUACGUGAUUUAGAGGUUAAUGGCAAAGUUCAAAGUCUUGAAGAAAUUGAAUCUAGGUUGCGGAUGUCUAGUGGGCAACAGAAUGGUUAUUCACCGCCGCAUAGCAAUAUUCAAUUCCAUGAAGAAAUGAAACUAAAAAAACUGCAAAACAUGAAAAUGCCUCAAAAUGAGCACGAAAACUCUAACAAUGAUGGACAUGUAACAAACCCCUCUCAGAACUAUUCCAUAUUGCAGAUGCUUAAUAAUGCCCAAGGUCCACAAAACUACAUGGUAAACCAAGGUCAAAACCCUGCUGGUAUGUAUUUUUACUUUAAAAAUAACACUUUUAAAUCAUACAAUUGUAAAUGGUGGGGGAUGAGGUGACCGAGUGGUCUGACGCGUCCGCUGCGACGGUUCGAUCAGAUUCAAAAGCAACAUGAAAAUAAUAUGGUUGCAAAAGCAAUGGCUGCUCAACAACAACAACAACAACAGUCUAAGCAACAUAUGUUCAAACUGCCUGUGGAACUUCAAAAUAUGGUCAACUUCUACACACCAACCAAAGAUAUAUUGCAAAGUCGCGAAGCACAAGAAAUGCUUAUGGGAAUAAAACGUGGUGAAGUAAUGCUACAUCAUUUAGUAGAACAAUGGAAAAAGACAAGUACUAAUCAAUCUCGUUAUCGUGAAACUCUUAUUUGUCUAAUGAAAGUCUUUCAACAUUCAAGCAAUGCCCAAAGAAUGGCUAACCAACAGGAUUUAGUUUACCAACAACAACAACAACAAGCUGCAUUGUAUCAAAGCCAAAUGCUUAAAAGACAACUGCUCGAUCAAACCCACAAAAGGAUGGAAAAUGUUCAUAAUGCAUCAUAUGGUGAAGGUGCUAUGGAUUUAGGCUCAUCUCAGUCACAAUCUCAACCAAGAAUUGGCCUUACUCCAACAUCUGUGUUACGUAAAAUGACUUCAACCUCAGAACCUUUGGUAGACAAACACCAUAUACCUGAUGAAAGAUCUGUUACCCAGCAUGCACUUCAGCAUCAAAUAAAUACUCUGCAACAGCAAAUCCAGCAACAGCAGUUUAUGCAGCAGCAUCAACAACAACAGCAGCAGCAACAGCAACGGCCAGUUAAUACAACUAUCCAGCAAAUAUUGAGUGGUAAUUAUCCCAGAUACCAUGGAGCUCAACAACAGCAGCAGCAGCAGCAACAAUCCAAUAAUAUGAAUGGUCGCAGUAUAAAUUAUGGUUCUGGGGAUAAAUCUCGUAUGAACCGGGUACAAUCUCCUGUUAGUAAUCAGCUUGCACGUUGGUUUUCUCCAGAACUGUUGGCACAAGCCCGUGCUGGCCGUUUACCAAACAUGCCUGCUAUGUCACAAAACAUAAACAUGCUCAGUGUCGAGGAUAUUGAAAAGUUCCAGGUUGGUGGUCGCUCUUAAUCAGUGAAAAUUGUAGCGACCUCUACAAUUUUGUGUAAAAAUCGUAAAAACCACAAAAAAAAGUUGUUAUUCCUUUUAAAUAUAUAUAGGGCUCUUCUCCAAGUCUCAAUAUUUUCUUUUUUUUUCUUUUUGUUUUAUUAUGGGGUUCUUAAUUUAUUUUAAGUUCGGUGUUUUUUCCACUGACCUCUUUUAAAAUUAUUUCCUCAAAGCAUCUCGGAAACGUUUUUCUUUUCUUUUUGCAUGUUUAAAUAAAAAAUUAACUAUUAAUUUUUGAAAAAUUGUAAUUUUAUUCUAAUGAACUUGAAACAUAUACUUAUUUUAUAUAAUACAUUAUAAUUUCUUUAAGAUUAUGAACCCUCUUGUGUACAAAAAUUCAUUAUUAUAUCUUUAGAAAACAACGUGUAUAUAAGUACAAAGAAUUAUUUUCUUAUGUACCAUUUGUCUGUGAUGUUAGAAGUUGUAAAUGAAAUGUAAGUUUGAUAAGUCUUUGUAUUACUAGAGUUAAAAAAAAAUGAACCGCUUUAGCGGACAUAUGUAUGAAGAAAUAAACUAUUGUAAUUAUAAUAUAUACUUAUAGUUUUGGACAAACUCA
Messenger RNA from Myzus persicae (green peach aphid), 3779 nucleotides. RefSeq lists its product as uncharacterized. The record is from RefSeq and is a predicted model, not a curated record. The transcript is spliced from 19 exons. Lineage: Eukaryota; Metazoa; Arthropoda; Insecta; Hemiptera; Aphididae. Gene Ontology annotation, cellular component: cytoplasm; nucleus. Gene Ontology annotation, biological process: negative regulation of translation. Gene Ontology annotation, molecular function: mRNA binding.